UGGGCACAGGAGGGUGUACUGCUGGGCACAGGUGGGCGCACUGCUGGGCACAGGAGGGUGUACUGCUGGGCACAGAUGGGCACACUGCUGGGCACAGGAGGGUGCACUGCUGGGCACAGGUGGGCACACUGCUGGGCACAGGAGGGUGCACUGCUGGGCACAGGUGGGCGGAACUGGUGGGUGGCACUGCUGGGCACCAAUCAUCAGGGCACUGAUCAUCAGUGCCCUGAUGAUCGGUGCCGAUCCCCGCUCUGACAACUGCCGGCUCUCGGCAGUACUUUCCUCACACUCUGACAGCGUGAGGAAAGUGCAGCCGAGAACCGGCAAUUGCAU
Messenger RNA from Staurois parvus, 333 nucleotides. NCBI's taxonomy places the organism in Eukaryota, Metazoa, Chordata, Amphibia, Anura, Ranidae. The record is from the annotation of a GenBank genome assembly.